UACCUGCUAGUCACGUGUGCAUAUGGCAGAAUCCUGCGCAGGGUCAGCAGCGGACAGGGAAGGUGACAGGCACCAGAACAGUGGCACUGAGCCCUGAUGGAGGAGGAGAAGAAUAAACCGGAGGAUGAGCUCGGUUAUCAUUUGUUCCCGGAGAGACACAAUGGUGUACAGAAGAUCGGCUUGUUAUCCAAAGGUCUGCUUACUUUCAACCACAAAUGCCAAGUGAUGCUCAAGAUCGCUCUUGAUACAAGUCCUUAUGCUAAGCUGCUUUUGGAUGCCAUGAAACAGUCAGGCUGCACCGUGUACAAAGACCGGCACUUCUCAUGUGAAGAAUGUGAUGGCUCAGUGAGUGGAGGGUUUGAUGCAGCUACAUCUGAGAUUGUUUUGUGUCAGAACAACAUUCGCCAGCAGUCGCACAUGAAUCGUGUUGUUACACAUGAAUUAAUUCACGCAUUUGAUCACUGUCGAGCACAUGUUGAUUGGUUCAACAACGUCAAGCAUUUAGCCUGCUCUGAGAUAAGGGCUGCUAAUCUAAGUGGUGACUGCUCACUUGGUAAUGAGCUUACUCGGUUUAAAUUUGGUGUUAAAGAGCAUCACCAGGUGUGUGUCCGAGACCGAGCUCUUCGUUCUAUAUUGGCUGUAAGAAAAGUUAGUCGAGAAGAUGCAGAAAAGGCUGUGGAUGAAGUUUUUGAUUCCUGCUUUAAUGAUCAUGAACCAUUUGGUCGAAUUCCUCAUAGUAAAAAGGAUGCUAAAUAUGCCUAUAGAGAUUUUCAAAAUCGAGACCGAUAUUAUGCAAAUCUAUGAAAAAUAAAUGACUACAUCUUAUGAACACCGAAGAUCUGGAUCUGUGUUAUUGAUGACAAGUUUGUGUGUGUUCUGACUCUCCCAGAUACAUCUAAGCAUUUAAAUAUAGCUGAGGGAGUGUUGUAAUAAGCAGCCAUUUACACCUGAAAAGAUAAGGGCCACACAGGAAAAGUAAAACUCCAGUGAGUCCUUGAUUAACCAUCUGUAGGCAUUCUAAUGGAGAGUUUGGUUUGUUGUGUUAAAAAUUGAAUACAUACAGUGGGAUAUUUUUUCAAAAAGAACAGGCUAACAUUGAAAGGUAAAACCUCAAGUUCAUGAGUUCCUGUCCCAACUUUGCCUCAAUUGAAUUAUUUAAAAAAAAAAAAAUCAGGUGUGUUGUUUGGGUCUAUUCAAACUGACAGCCGGAAAUUUCCAUUACACUAGUGAUAAAAUAUAUUGCAGGAGACAGGUACAAGAAGAAAGAAGCUUUUUGUUUUCUAUCUUUAAUAUUAAGUGGACUAGUAACUAUCUCUCGCUGGCUGGUAAACUAGUGAUAUUUUCUCAUCCCUGUAUAUAAAUUGUACAUAUAAGCCUUACCCAGUUAAAGGGACACUGAACCCAAUUUUUUUUCUUUUGUGAUUCAGAUAGAGCAUGCAAUUUUAGGCAACUUUCUAAUUUACUCCUAUUAGCAAAUGUUCUUCAUUCUCUUGGUAUCUUUAUUUGAAAAGCAAGGAUGUAAGUUUAGAUGCCGGCCCAUUUUGGUGAACAACCUGGGUUGUUCUUGCUGAUUGGUGGAUAAAUUCAUCCACCAAUAAACAAGUGCUGUCCAAGGUUCUGGACUUUCUUUUUCAAAUAAAAAUAGCAAGAGAACGAAUAAAAAUUGAUAAUAGGAGUAAAUUAGAAAGUUGUUUAAAAUUGCAUGCUCUUUCUGAAUCACAAAAGAAAAAAUGCGGGUUCAGUGUCCCUUUAAGCAAGAUUGUACUCUGCUAUUACAAUACCAGAUCAAUUUUCAGCUUUAGAAUAUUAGGCAUUUGUUUUUAAAUCCUCACUUAUGUGUGAAACUAUGCCACAUUUGUGCCCUGACUAAGUACUAACCAGUCAUUUACAGCAACGUUUCUCAGUUCGAGACCUCAAGAAGCCCAAGCCAGAUUUUAAAGCGUUUCCCUUCUAAGGCUGUUCAUUAGUUCAAUCAUCAUAACUGUUUCACCUGUGCUCGGGUAGGGAAAUUAUUUAAACCUGGUCUCUUAUGGAGUCCUUGAGGGCUGGAACUGAGUGACACAGCAUGUGCAUACAGUGGUAUAACAUCAAAUUAUUCAUUAGAUGGAUAUUACACAGCUAAGGUUGAUACAGAAUAUUCUUUAAUCAAGCACACAUGACUGAGUAAUUUGAAAUCCUGAUCAUUCACCAUUUCUUCCAGAAUAAUACCUAUUGAAAAUGUUUGCAAUCAGGCCAAAAUACAUAACUUGUAGCAAGUUUAAAUAUGUUUUGUGAAAUUACUUAUUUUACUAUCAACAAAAAAAAAAAAAAAAAAAACAUUUUGCUCUAGACAUACUUGUGUUAAAUCUUCUACAGUUUAAAAAAAUGCUUCAAAUUAGAGCCAAUCAGCGUAAUUAGGUAUAAUAUUCAGCGGUGAGACAAGGUAAACUAAAGCCAUAAUACAUGUUAAAUUUGAAAACCUACAGGUGAAGACUGUUGCUUUCAAGGCAGUCAACUAGCUCAUUCUGUAGCAGUGUCACAAAAAGGCUACAAGACCAUCUCAUUGACUUUUUAUUGAGAAGUCAUAUGGAGCUAGCACAAAACUGCAUACAUUUUGUUCCUUUGUAGCUCUGUGUUGUGAGGGGUGAGUGUAGGAGAGCAGUUGUUGGCUUUAUUAUGAAAAAGGGCCAAUGGGGUCAUAUAGGGAAUGGGCAAAUCUGUUCUAAAACCAGUGUUAUUCUUCCUUGAAACUUUAUAUCAUCUGCAUUUUGGAAAUGUGGCUAAGAGUAAAGAGCAGUGUAUAACUUAUUAUGUGUUUGUCUUUAAGGUGUAUAACAUUGUUUAUUUUAUGUACUCUGAAAUUAGUGCUUUCAAUCAACUUAAAUAUUUCAAACUGUAAAUAAUGUUUUGUAUAUUUUAUAAAAACAGAUUAUUAAAUUGAAAACUGAUUUAUCA
Molecule: messenger RNA, 2934 nt
Organism: Bombina bombina (fire-bellied toad)
Lineage: Eukaryota; Metazoa; Chordata; Amphibia; Anura; Bombinatoridae
Gene: ATP23
Product: ATP23 metallopeptidase and ATP synthase assembly factor homolog
Exons: 6
Coding region: 97-804 (235 amino acids)
Biological process (GO): mitochondrial protein processing; mitochondrial proton-transporting ATP synthase complex assembly
Cellular component (GO): extrinsic component of mitochondrial inner membrane
Molecular function (GO): metalloendopeptidase activity
Source: RefSeq, a predicted model, not a curated record